Chenopodium quinoa (quinoa) is the source of this 1470-nucleotide messenger RNA. Its product is annotated as sorbitol dehydrogenase-like. The record is from RefSeq and is a predicted model, not a curated record. Gene Ontology annotation, molecular function: zinc ion binding; oxidoreductase activity, acting on the CH-OH group of donors, NAD or NADP as acceptor. Lineage: Eukaryota; Viridiplantae; Streptophyta; Magnoliopsida; Caryophyllales; Amaranthaceae. The coding region runs from base 146 to 1234 and encodes 362 amino acids. The transcript has 6 exons.
AUUUUAAGAAUUAAUUUAUUCUCAUAUCGAUCUUCUAUAUAAACAACGUACCAUCACCCCUUCUCAACCAUCACAAUAAUUUAGAAGCAUUCAUAUUGAUUAAUAUUCUCGAGUAUUUUCAUAAGAAAAAAAAAUAAAAUUAACAAUGGGAAAAGGUGGAAACGCUAAUGAUGUUGCUGAUUCUUCUGAAAACAUGGCAGCAUGGCUUCUUGGAGUUAAUAAUCUCAAAAUUCAACCUUUCAAACUUCCUAAUCUUGGGCCUAAUGAUGUAAGGGUUCGGAUGAAGGCUGUUGGAAUUUGUGGUAGUGAUGUUCACUACUUGAAGACAAUGAGUUGUGGCGAUUACCACGUCAAAGAACCGAUGGUAAUAGGCCAUGAAUGUGCUGGUAGCAUUGAAGAAGUCGGUAGCGAGGUGACAGGCCUAGCUCCCGGUGAUCGGGUAGCACUCGAGCCGGGAAUCGGCUGUUGGAGGUGUAACCGCUGCAAGGAAGGAAGCUACAAUCUUUGCCCUGAUAUGAAGUUCUUUGCAACUCCCCCUAUUCAUGGAUCUCUUGCAAAUCAGAUUGUGCACCCUGCAACUUUAUGCUUUAAACUACCUGAUAAUGUAAGUUUGGAAGAAGGAGCAAUGUGUGAGCCUCUAAGUGUUGGUGUUUACGGAUGUCGUCGCGCUAAGGUUGGGGCUGAGUCUACAGUUUUGAUUAUUGGAGCAGGACCUAUUGGUCUUGUUACUCUGCUGUCAGCCAAGGCCUUUGGAGCCCCAAGGAUUGUGGUGGCUGAUGUAGAUGAACACCGUCUUUCUGUUGCUAAGAGUCUUGGUGCUUAUUCUGUUGUCCAAGUUUCCACCAACAAGGAGGAUGUGGCUGUAGAGGUUGAGAAAAUUAAGAAAGCUAUGGGAAAAGACAUAGAUGUUACCCUUGAUUGCGCCGGUUUUGAUAAAACUGUAUCAACUGCUUUGGGUGCUACUCGAAACGGAGGCAAAGUUUGCCUAAUUGGGAUGGGUCACUGUAUCAUGACUGUUCCUUUAACCCCGGCUGCCUCAAGGGAGGUAGAUGUAUUGGGUGUUUUCCGGUACAAGAACACUUGGCCACAAUGCUUGGAGUUUUUGAGUAGCGGAAAAAUUGAUGUGAAGCCUCUUAUAACUCAUAGGUUUGGAUUCACCCAAGAGGAGGUGGUGCGAGCAUUUGAGACCAGUGCUCGUGGUGGUAAUGCAAUCAAAGUCAUGUUCAAUCUUUAAGGAAUUUGAUUUGAUUACGAAGAUUUCAAGACACUUUUUAGCUUAUAUACAAUUAUGUCUUAGGUUAUUAGGCGUAGACAUUUUUACUUAAAUAAUUUUACCUUAUUAUAAGGUUAUAUUGCACAGUAUAUAUUCUUAGAACAAUUUAGUUUUCCAUAUUGUAUAUACGUAAGUAUUUACUUAUGAGCUACUGAAGUUUAUCUCUUUUGUCAAUUAAUUGAUGUUUUUCUUCGCUA